AUGGCAGACAGCAGUGCGGAGCCCACUAUGCGUGAUGUGAUGCUUCUUCUGAAGUCCGUCUCAUCUCGUUUACAGUGUUUAGAGGCAAAGAUGAGUGUGAUGGACUCGAUCGAGAAGCGGAUGGAGAGUUUCGAGAAGGAGAUGAAGCAGCUGUGGGUGGUUCAUGAGGAGAGGGCUAAAAAGGUGGAGGAGCGUGUAUCACGCUUGGAAGAUAAGGUAGAUGGGGCAGAUAUUCAUGCUGCAGAGCUCGCAGAGAGGGUCCAGGUGCUAGUAAAGGAGCGUGAUACCCUUCGGGAGGACGUAAGCUACCUUCAAUCGCAGUCUAUGCGAAACAACCUUAUCUUCACGUCAAUACCAGAGGCAACCGGAAACGUUAUGGAGACGCCGGAGAUGACGGAGGUCAAGUUACGCCAGCAUUUGGUGAGCGCCUUCAAGCUUUCACAGGAAGUAGCUACCUCUAUUAGAUUCGAACGUGUUCACCGGUCUCCGGGAUCGCCGACACAUGGAAAGAUAAGAAACAUUGUUGCUAAGUUUUCGUUCUUUAAGGACAGAGAAAUGGUGAGAAAAAGGUGGAAGGAGCUUGAUGGCACGGCGUUCCGGGUGUUCGAACAAUUCCCUCCUGAAGUCAUGAUGAAAAGGCGUCAACUAGUGCCGAAAAUGAAGGAGGCGAGGCGGCUGGGUAAGCGGGCUUACCUGGCCUACGACACGCUUUACAUUGACGGCACCCCGGUGCGCGCGUAG
Messenger RNA from Dreissena polymorpha, 741 nucleotides. RefSeq lists its product as uncharacterized. The coding region runs from base 1 to 741 and encodes 246 amino acids. The record is from RefSeq and is a predicted model, not a curated record. The transcript has a single exon. NCBI's taxonomy places the organism in Eukaryota, Metazoa, Mollusca, Bivalvia, Myida, Dreissenidae.